Melanotaenia boesemani (Boeseman's rainbowfish) is the source of this 4302-nucleotide messenger RNA. It is a transcript of the gene gtf2ird1, whose product is annotated as GTF2I repeat domain containing 1. Lineage: Eukaryota; Metazoa; Chordata; Actinopteri; Atheriniformes; Melanotaeniidae. Bases 402 to 3410 code for a protein of 1002 amino acids. Gene Ontology annotation, cellular component: nucleus. The transcript is spliced from 28 exons. Gene Ontology annotation, molecular function: DNA-binding transcription factor activity. The record is from RefSeq and is a predicted model, not a curated record.
UUACUGGAUUACAGAACAAAGAAAGGGGAAAGGGACACCCUGCUCUGAUAGGGGAAAAAACAGAAAUAAACUCAGAAAAGAAUACACAAAUCAUAGAUAUUACGAAGCACGAUCGAAGUCAACGUUGUUCUGAUCCGGAUUACGAUGUUUUAGCAGACGGCGCGGCUACGUUGUGGAUGGGAAUUGUGAGCGUUUCUGAUGGAUUAAAACGGGGAAUAAACCUAUUCCGGGAUUGACAGCAGCAACAAGGCUAUUUAAUCGCUAAUUAAGGUUUUUCUGCUGGGUCCACUUUUUCUAAAGCACGUUUCUUUCCACUCCUGCACUGUGAAAUCCAGCAUUUUCUCAUACAGAAGCCCUGCGGGGGAUCUGAUAGACAAAAAGCUUCACUGCCGAGCAGAGGCAUGGCUCAGAUAAGGAAGCUGACAUGUGAUGGCAUCAGGACGAACUCCCGCGGUGAGCCGCAUGUCCCGCUGCUGUCAGCCAGACAGGAAAUCCUCACCAGCCUGGUGUCUGCCCUGGACUCAGUGUGCAUGGCGAUGUCGAAGCUAAAUGCAGAGGUGGCGUGUGUCACCGUGCACGAGGACAGCGUGAUCGCCGUUGGAACGGAGAGAGGCAGAGUAUUCCUCAACUCCAGGAGGGAAGUCCAAACAGACUUCUACAAGUUUUGCCGGGUGCCAUGUCUGCAGAAUCUGACCACUGCAAAUGCCCAUACCAAAGACCAGGAUGGCGAUGUCAGCAAAGUGAGUAAGGAUGGAGAGCAGGGGAAACAGAGAGCUCCAUCAGAUGCCCAAACCAACAUCUUUGUUCUGAGGAAGAUGGUGGAAGAAGUCUUCACUGUUCUUUACAGUGAGGCUGUGGGGAAGAACAGCCUGGUCCCUGUGCCUUAUGAGUGGAUCCAGAGAGACCCGGGUUGUGUUGUGGCCCACGGCCUACCUGAGGGAGUCGCCUUGAAGAAGCCCUCGGAGUACGACACCAAAACACUGAUGAAGAUCCUGGAGCAGAGCCACCGCAUCCACUUCACGGUAAAAAGACCAGCAGAAGAUUUGUCUCGAGAGGCUAAGUCCAGCAGUGAUGUCAGUCACAACUCUUCCACCGCCAUCAUGAUGCAUAGCAGCCACGGUCCAGUGAAGACGACCCCCCAGGCUGUCUCCUCCUCCAGUCCCGCCACCUCCAGCAACUCCGUUCUGUCAAACUUCCUGUACGGCAUGCCCAUGUCCUCCAAACCACACCCGGACAGCAAGCUGGACUUCAAACCGAUGUCCCUCCUCAACCUGGGCAAAGACAGACUGUCCAGCUGGACAGCGGGGACGGAGAAGGGCUCCUGUGGAAAGGACAAUGCCAACAGCGAUGAGCCAACAAGACUACAAGGUGAGCAGGGUCAGAGCCCUCCUGGUGUCCACAUCUCUAAGAGGCUUCUCUUCUCCAUCGUGCAUGAAAAAUCAGAAAAAUGGGACUCGUUCCUUCGGGAAACGGAGGACAUCAACACGCUAAGAGAGUGCGUUCAGAUCUUGUUCAACAGCAGAUACGCCGAGGCGCUGGGUUUAGAUCACAUGGUGCCUGUUCCCUACCGGAAAAUCGCCUGCGAUCCAGGAGCAGUGGAGAUCAUCGGCAUUCCUGAUCAGAUUCCCUUCAAGAGGCCGUGCACGUACGGAGUUCCCAAGCUCAAACGCAUCCUGGACGAGCGCCAUGGAAUCCGAUUCAUCGUCAGACGAAUGUUUGAUGAAAGGAUUUUCACUGCUGCUGGCAAGAUUGCAAGGGAGGAAGGCAAGCAUGACCUGGGCUGCACGCCUGAAGACAGCUUCUCCGACAAUCCCAACAUCCUGCCCACCGCAGCAGAGCUGGUCAGCAAUCCUCACAGCAGCAGAUCAACAAGUGCUUGUGUGAGUCCUCUUGCUGAGUUUGAAGCAGGUCCUUCAGGAGACUGCAUUCCUCUGAGGAGGAUUAAAACAGAACCUCCAGACGGGGAAAUUAUUCAAGUUACAGUCCCUGAUGCCGGGACGAAUGUGGAGGAGUCCAGCGAGUCUGUGGUGGAGUAUGUUGUAAGUGCUGUGUGUCCAUCCACAGCCUCGCCCUCUGCUCCCCCUGCUCCCACGGUCCCCCAUCAUCCUUUGGAAAACCCCUCAGCUGAAGCUUUGUCUCCCAGUACGGCCUCCCAGAGCAUCAGAAGACCCUCUGAAGCUGGGAGUCUGGUGGAGGACAUCGGUGAAAUGAUCCUUCAGCUUCGGAGACAAGUGGAGAGCCUCUUCAGUAUUAAGUAUGCUGAAGCUCUGGGCCUUCCUGAACCAGUGAAGGUGCCGUACUCCAAGUUCCAGAUGUACCCAGAGGAUCUGUACGUCAUCGGGCUGCCUGAAGGAAUCUCCCUGCGAAGGCCAAACUGUUUUGGAGCAGCCAAACUUCGCAAGAUCAUCGCUGUUAGCAGCCAGAUCAAGUUUGUCAUUAAAAGGCCUGAGCUCUUAACUGAUCAAGUAAAACAAGAGAUGCCUUCCAUCCCCAUCUGUGAUGCAGAGCUGGACACCAAGGACAUAACACUACUAACAGAGGACACUGCAGCUAUUUCCAAGAGACCAGGAUUCUCAGAGUGCAUGGAGUCUAAACUGUCCAGGAUCGACCUGGCCAACACGCUGCGAGAGCAGGUCCAGGAUCUGUUCAACAGGAAGUAUGGGGAGGCAUUGGGCAUCAAGUACCCCGUCCAAGUGCCUUAUAAGAGGAUCAAGAACAACCCGGACUCAGUCAUCAUCGAGGGCCUGCCCCCCGGCAUCCCCUUCAGGAAACCCUGUACCUUCGGCUCCCAGAACCUGGAGAGGAUCCUGGCGGUUGCUGACAAAAUCAACUUCACCAUCACCAGACCAUUUCAAGGACUUAUUCCAAAACCAGCACCUCGACGAGUCACUUUACUGAAGAAGGCGUACUCUUCCAUAAGUGAUGAUGACGACAUUAACCGCAUGGGGGAGAAAGUGGUCCUUCGAGAGCAAGUCAAGGAGCUGUUCAACAAGAAAUACGGUGAGGCUCUGGGCUUGGACCGCUCCAUCGUGGUCCCGUACAAACUCAUCCGCGGCAGUCCAGAGUCCGUAGAAGUCAGUGGCCUUCCCGAUGAGAUCCCAUUCCGAAACCCCAACACCUACGACAUUGUGUGCCUGGAGAAGAUCCUUCAAGCCGCAGAUAAAUUAGUAUUCAACAUCAAGAGCCAGCUGCAGCCUUUUGCAGAAAUCUGCAGCCAGGCUGUAAACACAGUAGGAGCAGAUGCCUCCAUUAACCGACGGAAACGUAAGAGAGUCCAGGAGAGCAGCCGGGUACCUGUCUCCUCUGAGCUAGGGAUAUCGACCAAUCAGAUUCCAGUGAUGCAGUGGCCCAUGUACAUGGUGGACUACAGCGGUGUGAAUGUGCAGGUUCCUGGAAAAGUCAAUUACUGAAGGACGAAGCUGGGCUGCAGCAGCUUGGGGUUGUCGAUAUUUGUGACGCUUCCAUAAAAGACACUAAGAGUUUAUUGGAAAGCUGGGACUAAAGAUCCCCAGAGCGAGGAUGAGGAGCUGCAGGUUUGACUCUGAAUGACGUCCUGAGUGAUGAAGAACAGCAGAAUGUACGUGGAUCAUAAUGUUGCAGGACAAAGCUUGGCUUGUUUUCUGCCUCCUGUCUCCACAGGGAGCCUACCCAUUUAUUUUGUUUGUUUUUUCCUUAUUAUAAUGUUUUGUUUUGUUUUUUAACCAAGCUGAAAACAUCACUACAGUCCUGCUUUUUGCCGUUGCAUUUACAGCGUCCAUCCAUCGAAUUGAUGGAUUCAGCAUUUGGCUGCAGCAUAUUACUGAGAAAAAAUGUCUUUGAUAAUGAUCUGGUUCCAUGAUAUUCAGAUAUUUGUACCUUUUAUUUAUUAUAUUUAUUGAAAUAUAACAUUAUGUGCAGGGAUGUAAAAUAUAAUAUUCUGUUAUACAGCUUUUUGAGGAACUAUCACUACACUAACAGAUGCUACUAGUCAUGAGUAACUACAGGUAACCGCUGAAAUCCAGUUUAACAGCAGCUAUUAAGUGUCUUAACUGGGUGACUGCAAGAAAUCAGAACAUGAAGGAGACCAAGUUUCAAACUGAGCAGUAGGAACUACCUGCCGUAAAAUCUUUGAGUUAACAGCUUUUUUAUGUUAACGUCACAUUAAAAACAUGUAAAAUAUGUCAUUUUAAAGUCAGCCUGAAUGUAUCAUGUAAAGAAAAGAAUGGUAUGUUAUUCUGCGAUGACCGUCUCUGGACUAACAAUAUUUAAUAUGCUGUACCUUAACGCCAAUUAGGCCUUUGAAAUAAAAUGUGUUGCCUUGCA